Molecule: messenger RNA, 3387 nt
Organism: Oncorhynchus nerka (sockeye salmon)
Lineage: Eukaryota; Metazoa; Chordata; Actinopteri; Salmoniformes; Salmonidae
Gene: c1ql3a
Product: complement component 1, q subcomponent-like 3a
Exons: 2
Coding region: 645-1412 (255 amino acids)
Molecular function (GO): protein binding
Source: RefSeq, a predicted model, not a curated record
ACAACUCUGUAAGCUACGCGCUCUGAUCAGAGGCACUCCGCUCUCCACACAGGGCUUAAUGACAUUACCAGCGGUUUAUAGAGUCGUGCUUACACCUGAUAUGCUGCUAUUCUUUAACAAACUCUGGACUGUGUACACAGUGGUAGACCUUUAGACCAGUUGGCUUUGGAUAUAAGCUGUGGAUCGUUGGAGAAUAAAGCAGAGAAAGGAGUGCGUUCUCCCACCGAAGUGUUUUUGUGUACUACGCGUCCACACGUGGCUGCUUACAGCAGGGCUUUAAAGUACAGCCGCCACCUCACAGAUGCUGAAGACAGUGUUUUUUUAAGCACUGACGACUUAAAGCGCGAGCAGCCAGGAAAAGGGCUGAACUUUCCGAUUCGGUGAGACUUAAAUAAGCAAACAUCAGCACAAAAAGUAAAGAGCGGAAAGAAGAAAAAAAAGACGCGCAGGGGGCUUGGCCCAAAAAAAGUUCAUUACCAUUAACUUACCAACAAACCAAUAUUGGCUGUAUAUUUUUUUCUUUUUAAAAGCGUACCUCAUCAACCACCAAGAUUUCACCCAAAAGCAGACAAGAGGAUCGCCCUGCGCUGACGAGACUGGUCGGCAGGAAGCGGCUAAUAGCGGCUGGAGUGCUUGGAGUCGUCAUGGUGUUAGUGCUGGUGAUUCUGAUCCCAGUUCUGGUUAACUCCGCUGGAACUUCAGCGCACUAUGAGAUGCUGGGAACCUGCAGGAUGGUAUGUGAUCCAUAUGGAACCAAGUCACCGACCGCUACGGCAGACACGGUGCGAGCGGACAACAGCCUCAUGCAGUCUUUACCAACUUUUAUAACAGGUCCGAAAGGGGAACCGGGCCGCCCGGGGAAGGCUGGACCCAGAGGCAUCCCAGGUGAUCAGGGCCCGCCCGGUCCGAUGGGGCCACCCGGGGAGAAGGGGGAACCGGGACGGCCUGGACUACCGGGGCCACCGGGACCCAAUGCCGCGGCAGGGGCUAUCAGCGCGGCUACGUACAGCACCGUUCCCAAAAUCGCGUUUUACGCAGGCCUUAAAAAACAGCACGAGGGCUACGAGGUGCUGAAAUUCGACGACGUGGUCACUAAUCUGGGGAACCAUUACGACCCCACAACCGGGAAGUUUACCUGCUCCAUACCUGGGAUAUACUUCUUCACUUAUCACGUCCUGAUGCGGGGAGGGGACGGAACCAGCAUGUGGGCAGAUCUCUGCAAAAACAAUCAGGUUCGAGCCAGUGCCAUAGCCCAGGACGCUGACCAGAACUAUGAUUAUGCCAGUAACAGUGCCGUGCUGCAUCUGGAGCCUGGAGACGAGGUCUACAUCAAACUGGACGGGGGCAAGGCCCACGGGGGCAACAACAACAAGUACAGCACCUUCUCUGGAUUCAUCAUCUAUGCAGAUUAGCUAACAGACCUAGCCUCAAACCUCAGUCAACCUACAGCCUCACCUCUCAGUCAACCGACAGCCUCACCUCUCAAUCAUACGGAACACCCUCUCCAUGAUCUGUCCUAUAGUAACUAUAGUAACUAUAGGCCCUAGUUACUAAAGCUACCAUAGUGACUAAUACUAUAUUUGAGAGUUGAGGCUAUAGGACCUAGCCUCAACUCUCAUUCCUCCCUACAACCUCAACCCUCAGUCACCUACUUACAGAACACCCUCUCCAUCUAUAUGAUCUAGCCUCAACUUUCAACCCUCAGUCAUCUAAUAUCGCAAGCCCUCCCCAUUACCCCCCCCCCCCGAUUGUAUGGAAGGCUGUAGAGGGUGGGUGUUUCACAACGACAGAGUAAUUGAGUUUUGUCCAAUCCUGCUACUGGAUCCAAAGCUGCCUGAGGGAACUGCCUGUGUGUAAAGAAAAUGAAAGAAGAAUUGAAGAAGAAGAGUUACGGAAGGAAAAUGUCAAAACAUAAAUUGUAAGUCAAACAGAAGUGCUGGCCUUCAUUAUUCUACCACCAAAGCAGUAAACUAGUGUACAUCUUUGUUUGUGUAGCUAUAUAAACGAAGCCUAGUCGUGUGAUGACGAGAGUUUUUAUGAACACAGAACCAGAUGAUUGUUUGCAAUAACCCACAUAAACAAACCAUAAUUGUCCUUGCUGUGCGUGACGUGUUAAAACCGAAGGCAAUACAAUACUUUCUGAGGGUUGCCAAGCAACUCGGAUGCUUACAUGUUGGAGAAAGGUUGGUUGUGUUGUUGUAGGGUUGUAGUGAGAGGGGGGACGAUGACAUCAUCUUAAAUCUGGUUUCAGUUCAUGGUUGGGAAUGGACUGUGUAUAUGGUGAAGUCUCUACUAAGCUCUAUAAAUAGUCAUUCCUUUCCCUUAUUUAAUUAAGUAGACUUUAAGGCCUUAUUAAAAAAAAUACCUUCAACAUCAUAUUUAAAGGGAUAGUUCCUUUAUGGCAGAGCUGCUUUCUUAUGGUUAUAGCAGACACAGCAUUUUUGUUUACAAAAGGUACACAUGGUUUCUAUACAUUUUUAGAAAAAAAAGGUGCUAUCUAGAUCCUAAAAGAGUUAUUUGACUGUCCCAAUAGGAGAACCCUUUGAAGAACAAUUUUUGGUUCAAGGUAGAACCCUUUUGGGUUCCAUGCAGAACGGGUUCUAGUUGGAACAACAAAUGGUUCUAGUUGGAACAAAAAGGGUUCUCCUACGGGGACAGCUGACAAACCCUUUUGGAACCCUUUUUUCUAAGUGUACAGUAUGUAUACUUUUUCUGAAGGUCAAGCCUAGACUGUUUAGUGGUUAGGUCCACUUAGAACCACCUUGUUUUACACUAGAUGAAUCAUCGAGUGCUGUGUGGGAGUGGCGCUACCUGACGUGAAACAAUGCUUAGCCCCAUUAGUUCAGCACAACAGUGUGAAGUUACAGUAUUGGAAUGCUACUGGAGGAAAGCACUAUGCAGAACUACGAGUAGGACUACUAUGUAAAUGUAUAUGUAUGUAUCCUAAAGAAAGUUUAACGAGAAUGUGGAUAGCACCACUGAAUUAUUGUGUAAAUAUUGUAGUGAUUAUGAAAUUGUUCUUAUUUUUUGCCCCUAUAAAUGUACAAAACUGUUGAAAGAAAGAGCACGGGUUGGAUAACCUACCGCUUCGUAUUAGAACCAUAGUCUAACUUAAUGGGACAUGCAGUACCAGUCCUAUACUUACUGAUAUGUGUGUGACUAUGUCUGCGUCUGAGAUGGCACACUAUUCCCUAUAUAGUGCACAGCUUUUGAUCCGAACCCUAUGGGCCCUUGUCAAAAGUAGUGCACUAUAUAGAGAAUAGGGUGCCAUUUCAGACACAGGCUAUUAGAUCAGGACACGUUCUUCUAUUGUAUUCCCUGGACACACUUCACCUGUGUACUGUUUACUCAAAUCAUGUUGCCAUUAAAUGGACAAAUCGAAUCAGA